AUGCAUACCCUAUUUACCGAUCAAAAUUCAUUUUCCCGUCAUUACGCCCAAACCGCCGGUUAUCCUUCAACCGCAGCUGCUGCUGCCACAGCUGGAGCCAUGACCACGGCAUCGGCUGCCGCUGCUGCCCAUUAUGCCUAUGAUCAAUAUUCCCGUUAUUCAUAUCCUGCCACAGCCUAUGGCCUAGGAGCUCCUCAUCAAAACAAGGAAAUUGUCAAACCUCCCUAUUCCUACAUCGCUCUAAUUGCCAUGGCCAUACAAAAUUCCGCCGACAAAAAGGUUACUCUAAACGGCAUCUACCAAUACAUCAUGGAAAGAUUCCCCUAUUAUCGUGACAACAAACAGGGAUGGCAAAACUCGAUACGCCACAAUCUCAGCCUCAACGAAUGCUUCGUUAAGGUGGCCCGUGACGAUAAGAAGCCGGGCAAGGGUUCCUAUUGGACUUUGGACCCCGAUUCCUAUAACAUGUUCGAUAACGGCUCCUUCUUGCGUAGACGUCGCCGUUUCAAGAAGAAGGAUGUCUUACGCGAAAAGGAGGAGGCCAUGAAACGCCAGGCUAUGAUGAAUGAAAAACUAGCGGAAAUCAAGCCUCUGAAAAUCAUGACUGCCAAUGGUUUGAUUGAUGCCAAGCACAUGGCUCAUGCCCAUGCCGCCCAUCAUGCUGCUGCUGCCCAUCAUGCCGCCGUUGGUCAUCACUUCAAAAAGGAACCUUUGAGCAUGGAUUUGGGUUGCCUGACGGGCAAGGAUAGCAUGGCUGCCGGCUUGAGUGUUCUCAAUUCCUGUCAUGACAGUCUGGCACAAAUGAAUCACUUAACUGCCGCUGGGGCUGUGGAUCACCCCGGUUUUACUGUCGAUUCCCUGAUGAAUGUCUACAAUCCUCGGCUACAUCACAGCGCCUAUUCCUAUGCCCAUCAUCCAUUGAAUGAUGAGAAUCUUAGUGUGGCUGCCUCCAAUCAAAUGCAUGCCGCUCACCAUGCUGCCGCUGCCCAUCAUGCCCAACAAUUGCGCCAUCAUCAUCAUGUUCCGCAUGGCCAUCCGCUAACACCCGGCGGUGCUAGUCACAAUGGUGUACAAUUGGGUGGCAUAAGUUCGGGUACAACCACAACCACCUCAUCGGGUAACUCGCCCACAACCAUUUCUACACCUCAUGGUCCGGCUCAUGGCGGUUGGUAUACCCCCGAGACACCACCCUCAGAACCCUUGAAUAAUUCCUCAUCGGUCAAUGGUACACCUACCCAACAGACAAAUGGCAAUAACACCAGUUUGGGUAGCAACAACAAUGGAGGCCACAAUUCAAAUAAUAACAACAAUCAGCAGCAUCAUCAUCACCAUUCGACGGUAACCGGUAGCCCCAAUUCCCUGUCAGCGGCCGGUCACACUUCCUUGGGUUUUCGUGAUAUGAUCUUCGAACAGAAUCAAGUUUGUCACAUGGACACCGGCAGUCCGGCGGGUAGCAUCCAAUCGGCCAGUCCACCAGCUCCUGCCGUAUCAAGUUCAGCUGUUGCCUCAUCGAAUGUUGCCGCUGCUGCCUUAAUCAGUUCGCAUCAUCAUCACCACCAUCAUCACGCUCUAAGCGGGAAUUUGGGAAAUCUCGGUAAUCUAAGUAAUCUCUCGCACUAUAGGUCACAUGUGGGUCAUUAUCAGGAUUACGGUAUUAAAUAUGGAGUUUAA
Musca vetustissima is the source of this 1671-nucleotide messenger RNA. RefSeq names its product fork head domain-containing protein crocodile-like. The transcript has a single exon. Gene Ontology annotation, molecular function: DNA-binding transcription factor activity, RNA polymerase II-specific; RNA polymerase II cis-regulatory region sequence-specific DNA binding. NCBI's taxonomy places the organism in Eukaryota, Metazoa, Arthropoda, Insecta, Diptera, Muscidae. Gene Ontology annotation, biological process: anatomical structure morphogenesis; regulation of transcription by RNA polymerase II; cell differentiation. The record is from RefSeq and is a predicted model, not a curated record. The coding region runs from base 1 to 1671 and encodes 556 amino acids.